AUGGCUAAAUGUGCUUCUUUUUCUUUAUUCUUCAUAAUAGCUGGUGCUUCUAUGACUCCAGAGGGUUUCAACAUGGAAAUUAUUGGAGGGAGAGAAGUGCCACCUCAUUCCCAGCCUUUUAUGGCCUCCAUCCAGUAUGGUGGAGACCACGUGUGUGGAGGAGUUCUCAUCCAUCCUCAGUGGGUGCUGACAGCAGCCCACUGCCAGUCUCUGUUUGCCAACAGUCAGUCUCUCAAAGUGGUUUUAGGAGCCCACUCUCUCUCAAAGAAUGAGGCCUCCAAACAAAUAUUAGAGGUCAAAAAACUUGUACCUUUCUCAAGAUUUAAAACAGAUCCGACAUCAAAUGACAUCAUGCUGAUUCAGCUUCACAGGGCCGUGAAACUCAACAAGAAUAUCCAGCCGCUCCACUUAACAUUCAAAACUUAUAUUAGACCUGGAACUAAAUGCCAAGUUACCGGCUGGGGAACCACCAACCCAGAUUUGGUACGCCCCUCAGAUACUCUGCGGAAGGUUGCUGUUACGAUCAUAAGUCGAAAACUCUGCAACAGCCAAAGUUAUUACAACCACAAACCUACUAUAACUAGAAACAUGGUGUGUGCAGGAGACGCCCAAGGCCUAAAGGAUUCCUGCUGGGGUGACUCAGGUGGCCCACUGGUCUGUAAAGGUGUCUUCAGUGCCAUAGUCUCUGGAGGCCAUAAAUGUGGUCAAGCUAAGAAGCCUGGAGUCUACAUUCUACUAACCAAAAAAUAUCAGACUUGGAUCAAAAACAAUCUUGCCCCACAUCAUGCAAGAUAAGAUUACAAGUAAUUUUCUUGAAUCCACUUGCUGCUUGCCUUCUUUCCUAACAUGCUGAACAGGCCAACUUGAUCUUUAGAUGUGGCUGGUUGUAGUUGAAGAGGGGUCAGCUGGUGUCUAGUUCUUCUGCUUCAUAUGGAUUUUAUUUCGAUGGAUGAAU
Echinops telfairi (small Madagascar hedgehog) is the source of this 955-nucleotide messenger RNA. It is a transcript of the gene GZMK, whose product is annotated as granzyme K. Bases 1 to 795 code for a protein of 264 amino acids. The transcript has 5 exons. NCBI's taxonomy places the organism in Eukaryota, Metazoa, Chordata, Mammalia, Afrosoricida, Tenrecidae. Gene Ontology annotation, molecular function: serine-type endopeptidase activity. The record is from RefSeq and is a predicted model, not a curated record. Gene Ontology annotation, biological process: proteolysis.